AUGCCCCUCAAGCUUCGAUUUGUUUCCAAUGCCGCGUCCACCUUGUUCCUGCUGGUGCUGCCGUUUAGGCUGUGGAAGCUCCGCAGAGAGACUAUCAAGGUCCUCCCCGGACACCGUGGCUAUGCCAAAUUGACACUUGCUGCCCUACUGGCAAUCGUCCAACUGGUCUUGUUGACGGCGAGACUGUCGCCUGAGGUGCCUUUUGAUAUUGAUAUCCUGUCUGCCAUCACGUCCUUGAUAGCAUGCUUGGGUCUCUGCCCGCUGGUCUUCUUGGAGCAUACACGGUCUGUUCGGCCAUCAGACCUUUCCAUUCUUUACCUGUGUGUGACGCUAGCAUGCGACUCCGUCGACUUGUGGACAACCAUCUACCAAGAUGCGGCCGCAUCAGUUGCUCUCCCGGAUCUCUUACCGGCUAUUGUAAACAUCUGCCUCAAACUGGUGCUGGUGGUUGUGGAAAGCCAAAGGAAGGACAAGAUCCUGAGAGAUGGCAGUGAGAAAUGGUCCGAAGAGGAACUGUCGGGCAUCUUGAGCAGGACCUUCUUCUGGUGGAUCAACUCCAUCUUGGCUCAGGGACGCCGUAACAUUCUCACUGAAGACAGUCUUCCACCCAUCGGUGCUCAGCUGUCGUCCAAGUUGCUGCGUCACCAGGCAUCAGUUGCGUGGGAUCAAAGAGCCAAGCCUGUUGGUAAAUUGACGCUGCCAAAGGUGCUGAUUGCGACUACCCUGCCGCACUUCCUGGCGCCCAUUCUUCCUCGUCUUUGCCUGAUACUCUUCCGCUAUUCGCAGCCGGUGCUCAUCCGCAAUGUCAUCCGUUAUCUGGAUGCGUCCAUGAAUGAAAACUCCACCGAGAGAGACUAUACGGUGGUGGUGAUGGCCGUUGUCGUCUACGUUGGCCUCGCGAUAUCAAAAGCAAUAUACCAGCAACGCCUGAACCGCCUCAAGGUAAUGAUCCGUGGCGCGGUGGUUGGUCUCAUCCACCGCAAGUCGUUGAACCACAUAUCCAGCAACUACGACGACGGAAAAGCCGUCACCCUGAUGAGCACAGAUGCAGAGAACGUGUUGAUUGGCACGGCCAUGCUGGCCAAGGAAGUCGGCUGGAUCUUUCCGGUCCCAAUUGUCAUCAUCUUCUUUUGCUCGAGAAUGAGCCGGUACUUGGCAAAGAAUUUGCAGAGCAAGCAAAAGAGUUGGAACGAAGCUACGCAGAAGCGCUUGUCCAUGACCACAUCCAUGCUUUCUUCCAUGAAGAGCUUGAAGAUGCUGGGCGUUGCUCCGUAUACGGAGAAGCUCAUUCGCAACCUGCGACUACAAGAGCUGGCCAUGGCCAAGAGAGUACGAUGGAUGAUGGUCGCCUACAAUGCAAGCGCGAAUGCCCUCGGCAUCUUCUCCCCCAUCAUCACGUUCGUGCUCUUCGCUUUGGUAGCGCGAUGGAACGGCACCGUCCUGGACGCAGAGACCGCGUUUACAACCACUGCGCUGCUCGGAUUGGUCACGCAUCCCGCAAACAUGAUCAUGUCCAUAAUUCCAGAGGCCGUCGGAUCGCUGGCCGCUUUCGAGCGGAUUCAGCAAUAUCUGCUUCAGCCGCCUCGACGUGACCAGCGAGACUUGCUCAAGGACUCCGACGAGGACACACCGGCCAUCUCCCUGGAACAGGUGACUAUCCAGCUUAGCCCAUCUACGCCACCGAUUCUAUCCAACAUCAACCUUGUCGUCAAGAAGGGCUCGAUCGUCAUCUGCUCCGGCCCCGUGGGCAGCGGCAAGUCGACUCUUGCCAAAGCCCUUAUCGGCGAGCUGCCUAUAGCCAGCGGCACAAUCUCCGUCUCGUCAAAGCGCAUUGGUUCCUGCGAGCAGGUCUCGUGGCUUCCCAGCGGGACGAUUCAAGAGGCUAUCAUUGGCUUCACGCCGGAGGAUCCCGCUUGGUAUGACCAGGUAGUGAGGCUAUGCUGCCUCGAUGAAGACAUCGCGACGCUUCCCCAGGGACAUCAGACCUUAAUUGGAAGCCGCGGCUUGAACCUCUCUGGAGGACAACGACAGCGAGUGGCUCUCGCUCGUGCCAUCUAUGCGCGAUGCGACAUUGUCAUUCUAGACGACAGCUUCAGCGCACUCGAUGGCAAGACAGAGAAUCGCAUCGUUGAGAAUCUCCUCGGUCCAGAGGGCCACUUUAGAAAGAUGGGCACAACCGUCUUUCUCAUCACCAACUCGGACUGGCUCGUUGUUCUCGCUGAUUCUUCGAUACAGUACCAGGGAACCGUCGCUGGACUGAAGGACCAGCCCCAGAGUAUUCUCAAAGUCAACGCCACAGACUUGGACAAGAAUGCUGCGGAAGAGCAGUUGAAAGUCGACAGCAAUGUGCAAAGACAGACGAUGAAAGUAGCUGAUGCCAUUUCCGACUUGAGCAGAGCGACUGGAGACAUCACCCUCUACGCUUCGUACUCAUUCUUCGUGACCUUUCCCCAGUAUUGGCUGAAUAAAUGGACUGCAGCGCCGCCCUCUGACACCAUGUUCUACAUUGGCGGCUACCUGAUCUUGUCUCUGCUUGCGUGGGCCUCUACCAAUGGUUCAAUGUGGUCGACAAACAUUCUCAUUGCAUCCGACUCGGGCGCUGAGCUUCAUCGUCGCACAAUUUCGACAGUCAUUGGGGCUCCUCUGUCAUUCUUUUCGAACACUGACAUCGGUGUCAUUCUCAACCGGUUCAGCCAAGACAUCCAGCUGGUCGACCGACAGCUCCCACCAGCCAUCUUGUCCAUCUCAAACCAGGUUUUCAAAAUCCUGGUGCAAGCGGCUUUACUGUUCGCAGCCCAGAAGCUCAUGGCAGUGACGCUUCCCGUUUGCAUCAUAACAGUCUACCUUAUCCAAAAGGUAUACCUGCAAACGUCGCGACAGCUGCGGUUGCUCGAACUGGAGUCGCAGUCGGCGGUGUACUCAAGCUUUCUCGAAUCAGUGGAAGGCGUUGCAACCAUUCGCGCGUUUGGCUGGGAGAGGCAGAUUGAAAACGCCAACAUCAAUUACCUGGACAAGUCCCAGCAGCCUUCGUAUAUUCUCUUCUGUCUCCAGCGAUGGCUCAACAUUGUCCUAGACUUGAUGAUUGCUGCUAUUGCCACCGGUCUCAUUACGCUGGCUGUCGUCUUGAAGGGAACGACGACCAGUGGCCAGAUUGGCAUGGCUCUCAACAUUGUGCUGGUUGCCAACACGACUCUUCUGAGUCUUGUUGAAUCAUGGACAAACCUGGAGAUUUCGCUGGGUGCAAUUGCCCGCUUGAAGAAUCUCGAGGCAGAGACGCCGAAAGAAGACAAGCCUGGCGAAAACUACGUUCCCGUGGAUACGUGGCCGUCAAUGGGAGAAAUCGAGCUGGAUAACGUAACAGUAGCAUACAAGUCUUUCAGCCCUGAAGCAAUCGCUUUGCGAAACAUUACCAUGAAGAUUUCCCCAGGCGAGCAGUUGGUCGUCUGUGGCCGUACCGGCAGCGGCAAGAGUACUCUACUCCUGACCCUGUUGCGACUUUUGGAUGCCAAAUCCGGCACGAUCAAAGUCGAUGGCGUGGACCUCAGUCUGGUGCCACGCACCUUGGUCCGGCAGAGAUGCUUCAUCACAGUUGCCCAGGAUCCAUUCAUCCUUGGCCAAGCUAGUCUUCGCUUCAACCUGGACCCAUCUGCUUCUUUUCCGGAUGAAAUUAUUGUAAAGGCUCUUGAAAAGACACGCCUAUGGUCACACUUCAAGCCCAGAACCUCCAUUGUCAAGCCAAGCGUCAUCCUGAGCACCUCCAUGGCAGCACUGCCGCAAAUGUCCACCGGUCAACUACAGCUACUGGCUUUAGCUCGAGCCAUUCUCCAGGUCCAGCAUCUCAACAGUGAAUCCAGCAUCUCUGAGGCUCGACCAAACGGCGGGCGCGUCAUGCCGAUCUUGUUGCUGGAUGAAGCUACUUCAUCGCUUGAUCCUGCGACCGAAUCUGCCAUGCGCAGCAUCAUCCAGGAAGAGUUUACGGAUAAAGGCAAUACGGUUGUUGCAAUCACACAUAGACUGGGUGGCAUUGCUGGGAACGGGCGAGCUGGGAAAGAUACAGUUGCGCUGUUGUCGAAUGGCAAGAUUGAGAAGAUGGGCAAGGCGGAGGAUAUCUUGGGCGAUCUCAUUUCGCCUUAG
This is a messenger RNA of Trichoderma reesei QM6a, 4134 nucleotides long. RefSeq lists its product as uncharacterized. The record is from RefSeq and is a predicted model, not a curated record. The transcript has 18 exons. Gene Ontology annotation, biological process: transmembrane transport. Gene Ontology annotation, cellular component: membrane. Gene Ontology annotation, molecular function: ATP hydrolysis activity; ATP binding; ABC-type transporter activity. Lineage: Eukaryota; Fungi; Ascomycota; Sordariomycetes; Hypocreales; Hypocreaceae. The coding region runs from base 1 to 4134 and encodes 1377 amino acids.